Molecule: messenger RNA, 2571 nt
Organism: Sordaria macrospora k-hell
Lineage: Eukaryota; Fungi; Ascomycota; Sordariomycetes; Sordariales; Sordariaceae
Source: the annotation of a RefSeq genome assembly
AUGGACCAAAACAAUCACCACAACAAUCACAUCCCACCCCCGGACGCCGUCCCAGGAUCCGCAUCUUCACAUUCGCCUCUUUCCAACUCGGACAUCUCCUUUCUCUCUACCUACUUGAAGUCUCACAACCACCAGCAGCUAGCGAAAAACAUCCACGAGACAUGCUCCCAGUUCGGCGCCGCUCACCGCUGGGGUUCCGGCGAAAAUGACACGGGCAUGAACCGCUUGGCGCUGACGGACGCGGAUAAAGCUGCCAGGGACUGGUUCGUGGAAGAAGCGAAAGGGUUGGGGUGUGAAGUCACGGUGGAUGAGAUGGGGAAUAUUUGGGCCGUGAGGAAAGGUCUUUCCGACUGCAAGCCUAUUGAAGACGGCGGAAAGAGAAAGAGACUGCCGCCCGUGAUGAUGGGUAGUCAUCUUGAUACCCAGCCGCGGGGAGGGCGGUAUGAUGGCGUGCUGGGUGUGAUGGCGGGACUGGAGGCCUUGAGGGUGUUGAAGGAGAAGAAUGUGAGCACGUGGAGACCCGUGGGCGUAGUGAACUGGACGAACGAGGAGGGCGCGCGGUUUCCCAUCAGUAUGGUGAGCAGCGGGGUGUGGGCGGGGGAGAUACCGUUGGAGAAAGCGCAUACGUUGAAGGAGGUUGCUGGAGAAGGAAAGACGAUGAGAGAGGAGUUGGAAAGGACUGGGUAUCUGGGAGACAAAAAGUGUGGCUAUGAGGAGAUGCCCAUGGCGGCGCACUUUGAGCUGCAUAUUGAGCAGGGACCGAUAUUGGAGGAGAAAGGGAAGAAGGUCGGUGUCGUGAAGGGGAGUCAGGCGUAUAAGUGGUUUACGGUAGAGGUUGUCGGCAAGGAGGCUCACACAGGAACCACCCCUUAUCCUCAGCGCGCCGACGCUUUCAUGGCGGCCAACUCCAUGAUCCAUUACGCCCGCUCCAGGGGCGAACAGGAGGACAUCCUCGUCUCGGUCGGUGUCUUCCAAGUUUUCCCGGGCAGCGUCAAUACCAUUCCGGGCCGGGUCAAGUUCUCCCUCGACAUCCGCUCGUCGUCGACCGACAAACUUGCCCAGUUUGCGGAGCACUUUCGCCGCAAGUUCGGCAGCAUCGCCCAGAACUUGGGCGCCAACAGCCAGCCCUGUGCCGUCACCUGGCAGGAGGAUACCGAUUCGCCCGCCCAGAUGUUCGAUGACGGGUGUUGCAAGGCGGUCAGGGAGUCAGCUCUUUCCGUUCUCGCGGCAGACGCCGGUGGGGAUAUGGUCAAGGCCAUGGAACUGGUCAAGUACAAUAUGGUCAGUGGUGCCGGUCAUGAUUCGGUCCACACGGCCAAGAGGUGUCCGACGAGCAUGAUCUUUGUACCGAGUAAGGGCGGACUGAGCCAUCACCCGGAAGAGUUUACGAGCGAGGAGGAUUGUGUGAGGGGCGCACAGGUGUUGUUGGAGAGUGUGUUGAGGUUCGAUAGGGAGAUUUGGAGGGAGGAUUAUAAUCGGGAGAAGGCGAAGUCUGAUCUCUCCUUACAGGCUUUCCUCGCCUCUCCUGUUUCUACCAGUGCCGUGCACCAGACAAUCACGAUGAUCUGGCUCACCCGCGCCCUGCUCUUUGGGUUAUCCGCCCAACUCACUCUCGCCAAAACCCCCAGCAAAGACGAAGCCCCGGUCGCUGGCUCCAAAGACAACCUCGCCUACGAACCCAUCUCCCAAUCAACCAUCUACACCUCUAACGCCACUUCCCCAGACAGUGGUAACGUUCCCCCAACCACGGGGUGGUGGUCCUCCCAAAUCUGCGCCCAAAAAACCUACUGCAUCUACACCAACCUCGCCCUAGGCCGUGGUCACGGCAUAGUGCUCCUCACCAAAUUCGCCGAAUUCCAGAAAAUUGAGCGGCUAGAUCAACACCUCGACAAAGCCGAGGACCGUAUCGAAGCCACAACCGAAAACGGUGGACCGCCGUUCGAGGAGAGUUAUAUCCUCGAUAAAGGCCCUGGUCUUACGGCCACGACGCAGCUAAGGAGGGGUAAGCCGCUGAUGCAAGCGGCGCCGGUGUUGAUGGUUCAUAAGGAUUUUUUUGCGGAUGUGUGGCGGAGGAAAGAGAGAGAGAAGAUGUUGGAAGUUGCGGUUGGGUUCUUGCCGGAAAAGACGAGGGGGGAGGUUGAGAGGCAGCGGAGUCUUGGGCUCGGUCCGGGUGGCAAGAAGGGAGAGGAAGGGAAGGAUGGGAAGGAUGCCUCUGGGAAGGAUCGGAAGGCUGGAAAUGAAGCAAAGGAGACAGGGACAGGGACAAAAAGGUCGAUCGAGCAGAUCCUGCUAGCAUCUCCCUUCGAAAUCGACCUGGGCAGCAACUCCUACCAACCAGUCGGCCAAGGCCAAGGCCAAGGUCAAGCAAACUCACAAGCCGAUCACUCAAAGCACUACGUCAACUACCCUUCCAUGGCCCUUUUCACGCACUCGUGUCGACCGAAUGUCGCGUUCCACAUUGAUGGGAACAUGGCUUUGCGGACGACUGUUGCCCGCAAGGUUAGUCCCGGCGAGGAGUUAACCAUCGCUUAUAUCGACCCGAUUAAACCGCGCAAGGAACGACAGGAGUGG